AUAAAACGACGACUUUUCUUUGAGAAAAUAGAAUUAUAUGACAGAGGGAGGAAUGAAGUACAGAUGUAUCGAGUGCGGUUAUGGAAUGAAAUCCCUCUUCGUUCAAUACUCUCCCGGCAAUAUCAGACUCAUGAAAUGCGAGAACUGUAAAGCAGUUGGGGAUGAGUACAUUGAAUGCGAAAUCAUGAUAGUUGUUAUUGAUUUGAUUCUUCACAAGCCCAAAGCUUAUAGACAUUUACUCUAUAAUGUGCUAGACCCACAAGCUCUCAAUUUGCAGGGUUUGCUGUGGAAAUGCAGUUUUGGAUUUCUUCUAUUGGAUGCUUAUAGGAGUUUGUUAAUAUGUAGAAGCAAAGAAGAAUGGGGUUUGUCCACAAGCAUUGAUUCUUUCAUUUGGACAAGUCAAAAGAUAUUGCUUGAUGUAUUUCUUGGAAACCUCGUGUUUUUUUCUACCUUUGUACUUGCCAUGAGGAUUUUUUUGGGUACAUGGUUUAAUUCCCUCAGGUACAAAGACAUUUUGCUUGCAAUCCUCAUCUCAAGUUACUUCAAGUUGUGUCUCUCUGCUAUGAUGGUCUGGGAAUUUCCAUCUUAUGUGGUUUUCAUCAUUGAUUUGUAUGUCUUGUCGUCCAACACCGUAGCACUAAAAGUGAUCUCGAAGUCACCCACAAGUAGAUGUAUAUUGACCUGUUUCAGUGCACAUUUGAUGAAGUUUUUGGUCACGCAAAGCUGGAGUUGAAAACUUAAUGAUGUUAAGACAUUUGAUGUGAUUUUCUAUUUUCUUGUCGAAACUUCAAUUGUCAAUAUUAAGUGCUUUGAGCCUAUGACCUAUGACACAUACGGCAGUGGAGAACUGAGUAAAAUGGUGUACAGUUAUGCCUUUUAACGUACAAUCAAUCAUGGUUCAGGGUUA
This is a messenger RNA of Humulus lupulus (European hop), 907 nucleotides long. RefSeq names its product protein ARV 2-like. Bases 38 to 733 code for a protein of 231 amino acids. NCBI's taxonomy places the organism in Eukaryota, Viridiplantae, Streptophyta, Magnoliopsida, Rosales, Cannabaceae. Gene Ontology annotation, cellular component: Golgi apparatus; cortical endoplasmic reticulum. The transcript has 9 exons. The record is from RefSeq and is a predicted model, not a curated record. Gene Ontology annotation, biological process: intracellular sterol transport; regulation of plasma membrane sterol distribution; sterol metabolic process.